AAUGAUUUAAGAUUCUAUAUUUGCUGAAUCCUUUUGGAAUCCAAUUUAUGAUAAAUGGCAAUUGAAUUUGGAUGAUGAAGAAGUAAAUAUUUUUUCUUAAAUUGAAGGAAUAAACUUUUGAGCUAUACUGUGAAAACAACUUAGAGAGAUUUAAAGUUAUCUCAGGUCAAUUGUUUGCCUCUAGUUCAUAUAUAAAUUUAUUGGAAACUUAUGUUAUUUUAGAUGAGAGAGGAGUAACUCUUUAAAAUAAAUUUGGUUAAAUAAAUGUCAACGGGCCAAAUUUACAGUAGUUUUACAAGGUGAUUGAUUAAAAAUGUAUGCAUUUGGAUAUUUAAUUGUAUUAUGAAAUUGAAAAAGUGUUGUUUGACUUAGAAAAAUUUUAGGUAAUAUUUGUUGUAAUUUAAUAGGUGUUGUAAGCAAGAGAUAAAAAGAGUGGGAUGAUAAAAUCAAUAAAAAAGUAUCCGAAAUCAGAAGGAAAGGAAUAUUUAAAAUAGAUAAUUAGAAAAUAAAAACAUGAAUAUCUAUAUGAAGAUAAACAAUAUGUCUACAUAGUUAUUUCAUAUUUGAAUGGAAAGAUGAUUCAUGAGUUGCCCUUCGAAUAAUCAUAUUUUGGUUUAUUAAAAAUGUUGUACAAAUAUCAUAAUGAAGGGUUCAUUCUAAAUCACUUUUUAGUAAAAUUCGUUUUAAUUUUUUAAUAGGUCUCUAACAUAAUUUUGUUGGAUGAUAAUUGCAAUAUGGAUGUUUUAGACAAUAGUAUGAUUGAAAAAAUGACGAAUGAAUAUUCUAAAGAAAUAUUCUAAGAUGUUCAAUUAAUCAAGUCAUACUUAAUUUCUAAGUAAAUUAGUUAAUUAAAAAUUCUAGAUUUCCUGAAGAAUAGGAUAUUAUAUAGAAUAUGAUUAAUACUAAUGUUUAAUCAGUUCAAGAACUCUUGUUUAAUGAAAUUUUCAUCAAUUACUUUGGAGAAAGUGAAUUCUAUAGACUACUCAAUUCAUAACCAUAUUAAAAACAAAAUCAUUUAUCUUAAAAUUCUAAUUUAAAUUUAUUAGAAACCUUUAAUACAAUUAGAUCAAGCAUUAUGGAUUCAUCUGAUGAAAUGGAAGAUGUUCAAUUAAAUAGACAAUUUAAUUUUUGUUCAUAAUAAUUUGAUGAUUCUCCAAUGUUAUCUCCCAGUUAAAAACCAAAACAUUAAUCAAGAUUAUCAAGUAGAUAAGUAGUUUUGGAGACACUCCUUUAAGAAAACAUAAUAACAUAAUAAUAAUUUUAAUAGUUUUAUAGAGAUGAGGAUUUUCAAAAUGAAUAGGAAAUUAAUGAAUUUAGUGAAAUGUUGACUAAAGAAAUUGAAAACUCAUCUCUAACUACUCCAAUAUAGAGUGAUGUAAUUCUAUUUAUAAUUAUUAUAGUCUAAUACAACUUGUCCCAAUACUGUUAUUAUUCAUAGUAAGAAAAAUGCAGCAAAUCGCAUUUGCGAUAUUCUACAUGAAGCUUAGUAGGAAUUAAUUUAAGCAGCCAAAAAACCAUAUAAUGUGAAUAAAGUGUAGAAUGUUAGGAAAAAUCUAUUUAAUUUACAUUGAUAU
This is a messenger RNA of Paramecium pentaurelia, 1574 nucleotides long. The record is from the annotation of a GenBank genome assembly. Lineage: Eukaryota; Ciliophora; Oligohymenophorea; Peniculida; Parameciidae.